This is a messenger RNA of Chenopodium quinoa (quinoa), 1125 nucleotides long. RefSeq lists its product as uncharacterized. The transcript has a single exon. The record is from RefSeq and is a predicted model, not a curated record. Bases 1 to 1125 code for a protein of 374 amino acids. NCBI's taxonomy places the organism in Eukaryota, Viridiplantae, Streptophyta, Magnoliopsida, Caryophyllales, Amaranthaceae.
AUGCCCGGUGAUGACGAAACCCCCCCUCCUCCUCCUCCUCCCAAAAACACUCCUUUUCACCCGAUAUAUGCCAUUAACAACAUCAAAUCUGUUAUGAACGUGACUCUUGAUCACGAGGACUCCCAAUAUGCUACAUGGGUUGAACUUUUCCAAAUUCAAGCUUGUGCUUGCAACGUGCUUGAUCAUAUUGACACGAAGGUUACACGUCCGACAUAUAUUGAUGAUGAUACGUGGAAGCGAUUAGAUGCGAUUGUCAAGCAAUGGAUAUAUAGCACUAUAUCCAAAGAUCUUGUUAAUACUAUCAUGAAAGCGGGUGCUACGGCUCAAGAAUUAUGGACCCGACUCGAAGAGUUGUUUCAUGACAAUAAGCAUACUAGGGCAGUGUAUUUGGAGGAGCAGUUUUCGAAUACCAAACUCGAGCACUAUACUAAUAUGUCUGAUUAUUGUAAGCAAAUCAAGAUUCUCGCGGAUCAACUUGCUAAUGUUGAUUGUCCCGUUUCAGAUCGAAAGAUGGUUAUGCAAUUAAUUGCCGGACUCACCGAAGGUGAAUAUGAUACUGUGGCUGCCAUAGUAUCUCAAUCCGAACCAACUCCAAGCUUCAACAAGGCUCGAUCUAUGUUCCUUCUCGAAGAAACCCGCAAGAACACGCAACGGGAACAAGGCCAAGCCUUUGUGGCCCAGAACUCGCAGGCCCAAACCGGCACCACCACCGGCGCAACCCAGCCGCCUCCAGCAGACCAGCAGCGUGGCACCAGCAAGGGUCGCGGCCGCGGCCGUGGCAGCAGCAAGCAGAGUAAAGGCCGUGGUCGGGGGCGGGCUAACAACAACAAUAAUCAGCAGCAAGCUCAACAGGCCCCUCAAUGGGGCAGGCCCAACAGGCCCAACCGCCACCUCAAUGGCAUCAGGCCCCUCAAUGGGGAGCCCAACCAUCCUGGCAACAGCAACCCGGGCAGUGGGCCUCACCACCCUGCCCAUUUCCAACGGCCCAGCAACAGUCAAGUAGAGGGUCCAGUCCUUCGAUUUUGGGCCGCCCUCCCCAACAGGCCUACUAUGCAAGCCCAAGCCAGUCUUCUUACGGUCCACUUAUGUCACCUAAGGAUUUGGGGCAAGCAUAUAGUUCCAUGA